Molecule: messenger RNA, 2693 nt
Organism: Cynoglossus semilaevis (tongue sole)
Lineage: Eukaryota; Metazoa; Chordata; Actinopteri; Pleuronectiformes; Cynoglossidae
Product: zinc finger protein 503
Exons: 2
Coding region: 833-2539 (568 amino acids)
Biological process (GO): negative regulation of DNA-templated transcription
Cellular component (GO): nucleus
Source: RefSeq, a predicted model, not a curated record
GAGACAGGCUGCGUGAUUGAGGGGGGAAAGUGGCUGCAAAUGUGAACAAGGCGAUGGAUGGCUGUGAACACGUCACCGGGAAAAUCAAAGCUGCUCUUUCGUAUAAAACGCUUUAAGUUUUAAAGGUGAAAAGUGCGAGUUUUUUUCGUGCAGAUUCUGGCCUCCGUUAUGUAAACAAGUGAUGUUACUGUAGUCAUUUGACAUUAAAGGAAUGAUUACGUACGUGUAUGCUUUAAAUUUAGGUGGAUUCAAAUCGUUUUGUGAUCACUUCACAUAAAGAGGUCGGGGUCAUCUUCAUAGCCUGCAUUUUCCCCGGUUCAUUUGCACCGCAAAUCAGCCAGGGCACACGGGAAACGCGUGCGUCCGCGCACCAAUUACGCACAAGGACGCAGAUUAAACUCCGCUUUAAACGCGCUCGCCGCGAGGUGAGAUGUGCAAAAGUCGCCCGUGUGGGAAGGAAACGUCACACUCAACCCCUCCCGAUCACAUCCAGAUCUCUCUUGGAUUGGGAGUGUCAUCCGCCGACUGAUUCAGAUGCUGCUGCUGAGGAGGCGGAGUGAUCCCUCCUGCCCACUACCCACGUAAACCCAGCGCGCUCUCGGACCCGCAGCCACACACUGAGAGAGAGAAGCCGGAGAAGAAGCUCCAACAUCCAGGGAUUGUGCUCACACACUGCGCGUCUCCUUUUUGUGGGAUUUACUCUGUUUUCUUUCAUCUGCGACACAGCUCCGAGCCCUCUGACGUUCAGACUCUUUGGCUUUUCUUUUCUUUUUUCUUUUUUUUUUUAAACUCCACACAUGUAUUUCUCAGCCUUUUCGUCGAGAAUUGGGUCAUGAUCACAUCGCCCACGGUCUCUAUCCUGAGAAAUAGCACGAAUCCAGCUUGGCACAGCGGCUCCUCGGGAGACAGGGGCGCAGUGAACAGCAGCCGGCCGUCCGUCUACAACUCCGUCUCUCCCGCAGACCCUUCCCGUCAGGCCAGCCGCCUUCCCAUAAAGAUUUUGAAAAUGCUCACGGCACGGGCGGGACACAUUUUACACCCGGAAUACCUGCAGCCUCUGCCGUCCACUCCCGUCAGCCCCAUCGAGUUGGAUGCCAAGAAAAGUCCGCUGGCUCUGUUGGCGCAAACGUGCUCACAGAUCGGCAAACCGGACCCUCCGUCCUCCUCCAAACUGUCCUCCGUCACCUCAAAUGGAUCUAGUGACAAGGAGACCAAAUCCGGGCCGCUCAAAAUGAGCGACAUCGGUGCCGACGACAAGUCGAGCUUCAAACCGUACUCCAAGUCUGCAGAGAAGAAGGACUCGAGCAGCAGCGGCAGCAGCAGCCUGAGUGGAGAUAAAACCAGUUUCCGAGUACCUAGCGCCACCUGCCAGCCAUUCACUCCUAGGACAGGCAGCCCCAGCUCCUGCACCUCAGUGUCUCCACUGCCGCCUGAUGGCAAAGGAGGUGACAAGGAGGACAAGAAGGAGUCCGACAGCAAUAAAAGCAGUUCGUCUGAGAGCAACGGCAGCCACAGGAUAAGUGGGAUUACCUGUGAUGGCAGCCAGCAUCAGGAGAGCACGAGUGCUUCGAAAACUGUUACGUCAGACUCAGUAUCUGUAACCUCAUCGUCCUCGUCCGUCCUCACCUCCGGACUGGUGGCCCCUGUUUCGCCCUACAAGCCCGGUCAUGCCGUUUUCCCCUUGCCACCUGCUGGUCUCUCCUACCCUGGGAGUUUAGCAGGUGCGUACGCAGGUUACCCGCAGCCGUUCCUCCCUCCUGGAAUGACCCUGGAUCCCACCAAAUCCAGCAGCCAGCUGUUGAGCGCACAGUUUGCUGCAGCCAGCUCACUGGGCUGCAGCAAAACAGGGAGCAGUCCCUUAGCCGGAGCGUCCCCUCCGACUCUCAUGUCUGCCAGCCUGUGUCGAGACCCCUACUGUCUGAGCUACCACUGCACAAGCCAUUUGUCUGGUGCGUCCAGCGCCAACUCUGCACAUGACUCUGCAGCCGCCGCCGCUGCCGCCUCCGCACUCAAAUCUGGAUACCCACUCAUGUAUCCCACGCACCCUUUACACGGUGUGCACACUACUGCUGCGUCUUUCAGUGGACACCCCCUGUAUCCUUAUGGCUUUAUGCUUCCCAACGACCCCCUCCCACACGUGUGUAACUGGGUGUCUGCUAAUGGACCUUGCGACAAGCGCUUCUCCUCCUCGGAGGAGCUCCUAAGUCACUUGCGGACUCACACGGCCUUCGCCGGCACAGAGAAGUUAAUAUCUGGGUACCCGGGCUCUUCCUCUCUGGCCAACGCCGCCGCUGCUGCUGCUAUGGCCUGUCACAUGCACAUGCCUCCCAGUGGCAGCCCAGGCAGCCCCGGCACGCUGGCCCUCAGAGGGCCCCACCACCCACUCGGACUGAGCAGCCGCUAUCACCCCUAUUCAAAGAGCCCCCUGCCUGGUCCCGGCGCCCCGGUGCCAGUGCCUGCAGCCACCGGACCCUACUACUCCCCGUACGCCUUGUAUGGACAAAGACUGACGACAGCAUCAGCCUUAGGAUACCAGUAGAGACAAAGAGUUAUAGCCCACAUUUAUAAAGGAGAUUUAGGCCCAAUGAGUUUUAUAUUGUACUUCAUGCAGGGACUGGAUCCAAAUGGGGAUCACUGUAUUUAUUUGCGAUAGCUUCAAGCGUGACUAAAAUAAAAAAAGAAUUAUAAUAUUA